AUGCGGCCACGGUCUGCGCCACUUCCCCGGGCGCAGAAGAGAUACAUUACACAAAAUUAUCUUAAGAGGGUAGAAGAUGGGAAGAAGGAGUGGGCCCGACACGCAAAGGAGAUUAAGGCAGGAAAGAGGAAUAACUUCGCAGCUCAUUUGGAGGAGCGAGGUCUUCUUCACGAUGUAGUCGGUGAGCGCGAAUUGCUUCAUCGGCUGUUCACGGAGAAGAGGACUGGUAUAUAUGUUGGAAUUGAUCCCACUGCACCAUCAAUGCAUGUUGGGCAUAUGUUGCCGUUUAUGGUUCUGGCCUGGGGGUAUGUUUGGGGUCUCCCAGUGACAUUCUUGCUGGGAGGUGCUACAUCUCGAGUUGGUGAUCCUACAGGCCGUUUGAAGGGGCGGGAACAGGUCACAUCAUCGAUUCGCAAGGCGAACAUGGCAAGUAUGCACAUGCAGCUCAAGAAGUUAGGCACAAGCAUUGAGCAUUACGGCAGACGACACGGCUACGAGAGACAAAUGAUUUGGAAACGAGCAUUAGUAAACAACAAUACUUGGUGGAAUUCUAUGCCAUUUAUAGAAGUUUUGCGGGAUCUUGGUGCAUUCAUGCGACUUGGGCCUAUGCUUGGCAGAGAUACGGUCAAGAAUCGGAUGAAUCAAGGCGAUGGUAUGUCUUUUGCAGAAUUUUCCUACCCGCUUCUUCAGGCGUGGGAUUGGUGGACGCUGUUCCAAAAGGGCACCCAGGUUCAAGUGGGAGGAUCUGAUCAGUAUGGAAAUAUUAUCUUCGGAAUGGAGGCCGUAAAGGCUAUCAGUCGCAAUACUGCUGAUGAGCAGCUCCGAAGUCCGUUGGAGUCGGAGCUGGAGCGCCCCAUUGGAUUCACUACGCCGCUGUUGACAGCACCAUCUGGCGAGAAGUUUGGCAAGUCUGCAGGUAAUGCGAUCUGGCUUGACAAGGACAUGACCUCGACCUUUGAACUAUAUCAGUUCUUUGUGCGCACUCCCGAUGAUACCGUGGAGAGAUACCUGAAGUUGUUCACUUUUAUUCCUUUGCCUGAGAUUGCUUCCAUUAUGGAAGAGUCCAACAAGGAUCCAUCCAAGCGAGUUGCACAGCACAAAUUGGCGUAUGAGUUUGUCGAGUUGGUGCAUGGUAAACAAGAGGCAGAUGCUGUAUCACUUCAACAUCGCCAACUUUUCCGUCCCCGAUCUUCUACCAGCGAGCCUUCCCCUAUGCCUCGGUCCUCGGCUCCUCCUGCCAGUCAUUCACUGUCUCCAACAGCGGGAAUGGAGACUCCUCAGUCUGGUAACCCAUACGCCUCCCAGGUCAACUUCGCCAACAUGCCCAAUGCCAGAGUUACCCUUCCCAAGUCGCUUGUCUUCAACCAACCUUUCAAUAAGAUUCUUUGGUCGUCUGGCCUUGUAGCAUCAAAGGGCGAGGGUCACCGUGUCAUCACGAACAAUGGCGCCUCUGUGGGCAGUCGUCCUGGAGACAGCGGCCCCAUGUCGGAUGAUCUCGCAUUUACUCCUAUCCGUGUCUGGCCGGCAGACAAGACCAAAGAAUUUGUCCUCGACAAUAAUCUGCUGAUGUUGAAAUUGGGCAAAUGGAAGUUCAAGAUGGUCGAGAUCAUCAGCGACGAGGAAUUCCGAGAGAAAGGCUUGACUGCGCCGGGUUGGGAGGAGCAUACUGAAUCCACUGACAUUCAAAUCAGUGGAUCUAUCACAUUUCGUAAUGAAACGGGAACGCCAAGACCCGCCGCUUUACGCGUCGACGCGACUCUCGCGACCAAUUUCUCACUUCCCCAAGGCAAGGCUCAUAAUACUCUCAACCAUCAUAGAAUCGCCCACUGCGACGCCCCCUCCGCAGCUCUAAAGCGAGCGACCUCUAGCACACAGAACAUGAAGAACCAGAAAUCAAUUCUUGGUUUUUUCCAAAAGUCAUCCCCUGCCACUCCAUCCAGUGCAAAGGUCCGCGAGCCUGCCUCUUCCCCAGCACAAAGAGCAUCUGAGCAGCGUGGUGCUAGUUCCGCCAAACAAACCCCCGGCCAGAAAAGGACCUUCUCGAGCUUCGCUCAUGACUUGACACCUAUCCCCAGUAGCGAUGUGCCUAUUCCUGAUGAAGAGGAGGAAUAUGGUGAUAAUCUGAAGGCAGCCAGCGAUGCGACCAUGACUCCUUCUCAUAGGCCCAAGAAGCAGGUUAGCUACAAGGAGUCUGAUUCGGAGGGUGAAGACAACGAAGUCAUCUUCCGUCCUGGUCGAAAGGGCGCCGCUGGGGGUCGAGCCACCAAGAGACAAAAGACUGUGCUUGACGAAAGCGAUGAAGAGUUUGAGGGGGCUGCCGAUGUGGCAGGAUAUUCUGACGAUGAUGAAAUGGACGACUUUGUUGUUCCAGACGACUCAGAUGAAGAUGUCGCUCCUGUGAAGCGAAAGAAAUCUGCUCCUCAAUCUUCUCGCAAGAGCUCAAACAUAUCGUCGUCUUUACCGCCGCCUCCGCCAGUCGAUGAAGAUAUUGACAUAGAACUCCCCGAAGGUUCUGGAGGUAGUGCCAGCCAGUGGACUUUCGAUCCAGAAAACAAGGAGCCUCGAAAGGAAAGAGCGGCUAAGACCCCGAAGACACCAGGGAGUGUGAAGAAAGAAAAGGCACAUGUUAAAGAUCCCGAACAGCGAUAUCCGUGGCUUGCAAAUGUCAAGGAUAUGGAUGGCAAUCCUCGGGACCACCCUGACUAUGACCCUCGAACAAUCUAUGUUCCCCCUCUAGCCUGGUCCAAGUUCUCGCCGUUCGAAAAGCAAUACUGGGAAAUUAAGCAGAAGUUUUGGGAUACGGUUGUCUUCUUCAAGAAGGGAAAGUUCUACGAACUCUACGAGAAUGAUGCCACCAUCGGCCACCAGCUCUUUGAUUUGAAGCUUACUGAUCGAGUGAACAUGCGCAUGGUUGGUGUUCCAGAGAUGAGUCUCUCUCAUUGGGCCAACCAGUUCGUGGCUAAGGGAUACAAAAUUGCUCGUGUUGACCAGUCUGAAUCGGCAUUGGGCAAGGAGAUGCGUGAGAGGGAUGCCAAGAAAAAAGAAGACAAGAUCAUUAAGCGAGAGCUUGCCUGUGUACUCACCGCAGGUACUCUAGUUGAUGGAUCGAUGCUCACAGAUGACAUGUCUACAUACUGUGUAGCCAUCAAGGAGGCUAUUGUGGAUGACCUUCCAGCCUUUGGUCUCGCCUUUGUCGACACAGCUACAGGCCAGUUUUUCUUGUCUGAAUUUGUAGACGAUGUGGACAUGACCAAAUUCGAGACUUUUGUUGCGCAAACCCGCCCACAAGAAGUCUUGCUUGAGAAGUCGUAUGUCUCUCAGAAGGUAAUGCGAAUUCUGAAGAACAAUACAGGACCCACUACUAUCUGGAAUUAUCUCAAGCCUGGUAAGGAGUUCUGGGAGGCUGAUAUCACGCUGCGAGAACUUGAUGUGAACAAGUACUUCGAGUGUGAAGACAAUGAUGACAGCAAGGCAUGGCCUGAAGCUCUCCAGCAGGCACGAGAGAAGGAGCUGCUUAUGUCUGCCUUUGGUGCUCUCGUUCAAUACCUGCGGGUCUUGAAAAUUGAGCGCGACUUGAUCACCAUCGGCAACUUUUCAUGGUAUGACCCGAUCAAGAAGGCGUCUAGCCUGGUACUGGACGGCCAGACGUUGAUCAAUAUGGAGAUUUUCGCCAAUUCCUUUGAUGGAGGCAUCGAAGGUACUUUGUUCCAACUUCUCAAUCGAUGCAUUACACCGUUCGGCAAGCGAACUUUCAAGCAAUGGGUGUGUCAUCCUUUGAUGGACGCAAAGAAGAUCAAUGCUCGGUUGGAUGCGGUGGAGGCUCUCAACGCAGACCCCAGUACCCGUGACCAAUUCUCCUCGCAGUUGGUCAAGAUGCCUGACUUAGAACGACUAAUCUCCCGUAUACAUGCGAAAGUCUGUAAAGCCCAGGAUUUCGUGCGUGUUCUGGAGGGGUUUGAGCAAAUUGACUACACUAUGGGUCUUCUUCAAGAGUCCGGCGCUGGCGAAGGCAUCAUAGGACAACUGAUCUCUGCAAUGCCCGAUCUGACCUCCUUGCUGACGUACUGGAAGACCGCAUUUGAUCGAUCGAAGGCCAAGGAAAAUGGCAUUCUCGUCCCAGAGUCCGGGGUUGAAGCUGAUUUCGAUAACUCUCAGGAAGUCAUUGAGGGGUUGGAGAAGGAUCUUGAUGAUCUACUAAAGAAGGCUCGUCGCGAUUUGGGCUCCACUGCUAUCUGCUACCGUGAUAACGGCAAAGAAAUCUAUCAGCUUGAAGUGCCCGUCAAGGUCAAGAACAUACCGAAAAACUGGGAUCAGAUGUCUGCUACCAAACAGGUGAAGCGGUAUUACUUCCCCGAACUCAGAAGUGUGAUCCGCAAGCUGCAGGAAGCACAGGAAACUCAUGGUCAGAUCGUCAAAGAAGUUGCUGGUCGAUUUCAUGCUCGAUUUGAUGAACACUACGGCACAUGGCUUGCGGCUGUUCGAAUCAUUUCGCAACUGGAUUGUUUAAUCAGUCUUGCGAAGGCCUCAUCAGCCUUAGGCCAGCCUAGUUGCCGACCUGAAUUCGUCGAAGGUGAACGGAGUGUCCUUGAAUUUGAAGAACUGCGUCAUCCUUGUCUUCUCUCUGCCGUGGAAGAUUUCAUCCCCAACGAUAUUCAGCUUGGUGGUAAACACGCAAAUAUCGAUCUCCUAACUGGAGCCAAUGCUGCUGGAAAGUCCACUGUUCUUCGUAUGACAUGUGUUGCCGUCAUCAUGGCUCAAAUUGGUUGUUAUGUCCCCUGCAAGUCUGCCCGCCUAACUCCCGUAGACCGCAUCAUGUCACGUCUAGGUGCCAAUGAUAAUAUCUUCGCUGCACAAUCCACAUUCUUCGUCGAGCUCUCCGAGACAAAGAAGAUUUUAUCCGACGCUACCCCCCGCUCGCUAGUCAUUCUCGACGAGCUAGGUCGUGGAACCAGUUCAUACGACGGUGUGGCUGUUGCGCAGGCAGUUCUGCACCACAUCGCCACUCACAUUGGAGCCCUAGGAUUCUUUGCCACGCAUUACCAUUCCCUCGCUUCCGAGUUCGAGGGUCAUCCAGAGAUCGCACCCAAGCGCAUGGCAAUCCAUGUUGAUGGCACAGAGCGCCGCGUGACAUUCCUCUACAAGCUGGAAAGUGGCGUUGCCGAGGGCAGUUUCGGUAUGCAUUGCGCGGCCAUGUGCGGUAUUUCUAACAAAGUCAUUGAGCGCGCUGAAGUCGCUGCUAAACAGUGGGAGCACACCAGCCGACUGAAAGAGAGUUUGGAGCGCCGCAAGGGUGGAGGCUAUGUGGGUCUGGGCUGGUGGAGCGACGUUGCCUGGGCAUUGCGAGACCCUGCUGAUGACAAACUUGACUCUGGUGAUGUUACUGACCUUGGCUUAGAGGUUUUGCGCAAGGCUAUUGAGGCGCUUUAA
This is a messenger RNA of Penicillium taxi, 5427 nucleotides long. RefSeq names its product mismatch repair ATPase MSH6. Gene Ontology annotation, biological process: tyrosyl-tRNA aminoacylation; mismatch repair. Lineage: Eukaryota; Fungi; Ascomycota; Eurotiomycetes; Eurotiales; Aspergillaceae. The record is from RefSeq and is a predicted model, not a curated record. The coding region runs from base 1 to 5427 and encodes 1808 amino acids. Gene Ontology annotation, molecular function: mismatched DNA binding; ATP-dependent DNA damage sensor activity; RNA binding. Gene Ontology annotation, cellular component: MutSalpha complex; nucleus. The transcript is spliced from 12 exons.